This is a messenger RNA of Coffea eugenioides, 3722 nucleotides long. Its product is annotated as SNF2 domain-containing protein CLASSY 4-like. The transcript is spliced from 4 exons. NCBI's taxonomy places the organism in Eukaryota, Viridiplantae, Streptophyta, Magnoliopsida, Gentianales, Rubiaceae. Gene Ontology annotation, biological process: gene silencing by siRNA-directed DNA methylation. The record is from RefSeq and is a predicted model, not a curated record. Gene Ontology annotation, molecular function: ATP-dependent chromatin remodeler activity; ATP binding. Bases 293 to 3580 code for a protein of 1095 amino acids.
CAAGAACCCCGCCAGCUGUCACCUUCAUUCUUUCUUUCGCUUUUCCUUUCCCUCUGUUGUCUCCUUCCAUUUCUGCCGUCACCCUCUGUUUUUCUCCUCUCCUUCCUUCACAGCCGGACUAUGAAGAAAUUGAAGAACCCCUUCCGCUCGCUUCUCCAAAUAAUCACUCCAGAUACUGCUGUCACCCUCGUUCUUUCUUCUCCCUUUUCCUUUCUCUCUGUUUUCUCCUUCCCUCUCUGCAAACCUGAAGAUAUUCCCUCUCUGCAAAAGGCACACAGAAAUUGACGGUAAUAUGGAAGAAAAGAGCAGUACUGUAGCAAAGAGGACAAGGGCUCAAACAAAGUGUAUAUUGAAGAAAAUGAUUGAUGAAUACUAUGAGAAGAAGCCGAAGGAGAAGAAAGGGGAAAGUGAGAAAGCCCAUGACUUUGAUGCAAUGAACGCAACUGAGGGGAAAAGGAGGGAAGAAUUGGAGUCAAGUAAAGUCAGAAGAAAUGACAUAGGAAUGGUUAGAAUUAACAGCACUAGCAAUGAUGAAGAGCAAAAAGGGGAAAAUGCCAACCGAAAUAUCUUCAAUAGAAAGAGGAAGGGAGCUGUUGAAAAGUUUUUCAAUGAUGAUGAGAGUAGUGGAAGUGAUGUUAGGAUUUUGGGGCAAGAGGAAGUGGUGGAAGAAGUGAACUUGAAGGAAUUUAAUAGGAUGAGGAGGAGGAGGAGGAGAGAAACUGUUUACAGCUGUAAGAAUGAUGAUGGGGGAAAUGGAAGUAGUGUUGAGAUUUUGCAGGAACAGGAAUCAUGGAGCUCUGAAGAGGGUGCUGAUGAUUCUGAUAAAGACUAUAGUGAGGAAGAAACAGGAAGCUCUGAUACACAAUCAAACAAUUGGGGUUAUUGUUGCAAGGAUAACCUUGAAGGAGGGAUAGGGAAAGAUGAUGGCAAGAUGAGUCCAUCUGGAAGAUAUUAUAUCAAGGAAAAAGAGUGCAGUGAGGAUGUCGAGAUUCUUGGAAAGAGCAUGGAGGAUAAUAGAAAGGAAGAUUCAGUGGGAGGGAAUGUCAGCAGUGAGAGUUCUUUGAGAAAAAGAAAGGUACAUGGUAACCUGAAGGAUGGUGAAGUGGUGACAAGUAAGUUAUCGUGUCUGAGACCACGGCUUCAUUCAACUCCCAAGUCCAGAAAACAGGAAUCCGGACUUAGAACAUCAAGAAAGUGCUGCCUUCGUGUUUCUGACAGUGAAAGUUCUCAUUUUUCAGGUGAGGAGUCUGAUUCAUCAGAUCGGGUGCCAAAGAAGAAAAAGGAAGGUAGUAGGAUAUCUAAGCUCUCUAAGAGAAGAGGAAGGGUGUUAAGAGAGGUGGAUUAUGUGAAUAUUCUUCUGGGGUCCAUGUUCAAGGAUGAUGAGCAGACAAAGCAAAAUCUAUUUCCUUUUGAAGACAAUGGUCCUAUUCAUACGCUGCUGUUAAAAUUCAGAUUUGAUGAUGAGGAUCCAGCCCCACCUGAGAAAGAAGGCUGGCAGAAAGAAAUUGACAACCUUUUUACUGAGAUGGAAAUGUGCCUCACGUUACCUGAUUCUGACUUUACUGAAUCAUCCAUGGAUGGCACGCAUCAUGUCACUGCUACGGCAAAGAGCCAAGCAGAAUUAUGUCUGUUAGGGGAACAUCAGCUGAUUCUUGAAGAACCAAUUGGAAUCGUAUGCAAAUAUUGUCAAAUUGUGUAUAUGGAAAUGAAGGACAUUUUUCCUGUUCUGAAAAAGGAGACUUCACACAGACGGGAUUGGGUUGACCUUUGCAGAGGUGAUUGCUCUGGUAUUCAUGAGCUUCAUUUUGGUGAAUUAGCCUCUCGAAACUACUACACCUCCAUUGAUGCUGAAGGCUCUGUAUUGGAUCUUAUUCCCAAUGAUAUUAGGAUGUCAAUGUAUAGUCAUCAACUGGAUGGAUUUGUCUUCUUGUGGAAAAACAUAGUAGGAGAAACUUGUAUUGAGAAGCUGAAAACUGAACUGUCUGAUGAUGGAAGAGGAGCCAUAAUAUCACAUGCCCCUGGCACUGGGAAGACCUGCCUGACAAUUGUUUUUAUUCUGUCAUUGUUAAAAAUGUAUCCAAUGUGCCGGCCUGUGAUUAUAGCUCCUAGAAGCAUGCUGCUUACCUGGGAAAAUGAGUUCCGAAAAUGGGGAUCUAGAAUUCCUUUUCAUAACUUUAAUAGCAAGGACUUGUCAGGAAAUGAACUCAAGACUGAUGCAGAAUUUCUUCGGAGGGUUGGAAGUCGAAUGACAAAGCUGUACUCUUGGACAAAGGAUAAAAGUGUUCUAGGAAUCAGUUACAAGUUAUUUGAGCAGAUUGCCAGUGGACGGAAGGGAAAAAGAAGUGAUGAAAGACUUGGGGAAAUCUUUCUUCAACUGCCUGGUCUUGUGGUUCUUGACGAAGGGCACACACCUCGCAAUCAACAGAGUCUUGUUUGGAAGGCUUUGACAGGAGUUAAGACAAAAAGAAAGAUAAUCCUCUCUGGAACUCCCUUUCAGAAUAACUUUGACGAGUUGUAUAAUACUUUUUGCCUGGUAAACCCAAAGUUUUCUGGUUCAAUCACUUCUGAGAGUUGCAACAGAAGAUGGCAGCGGAAGAGCAAUGUGGAGAAAGAGAGAUGGAUUUCCUUGACCAAUGCCAUUCAUAAGAAAUCUGACAAUGUGGUAGAAGAGCUCAAGGCUAUGAUAGAUCCCUUUGUACAUGUACACAGAGGUUCUAUACUAGAAGAGAAUCUCCCUGGUCUGAAGGACACACUUGUUAUUUUGCGGCCAACUGAUGAGCAGAAGGACAUUCUUCGGCUUAUAUCGGAUGAUUGGAGUAGGUUUGACCAAGUACAUUUGGUGUCACUCAUUUCUGUCCACCCAUCAUUAGCUGCUUUCAGUAAACGCUUGUCUGCCCGCAAAGAUAGGCUAGGGGUGCUCGGAUGCAGUCCUUACGCUGGAGUAAAGACAAAAUUUGCCAUUGAGCUCAUCCGAUUAUGUGAUGCAUCACAUGAGAAGGUUUUAGUUUUCAGCGAAUUUAUUCAUCCUUUGAGAUUCAUAAUGCAACAGCUGAUGGAUCAGUUAAAGUGGAGAGAAGGCAUAGAGAUGCUGUAUAUGGAUGGAAAACGGGAUGAGAAGAAUCGCCAGUCAUCAAUUAGUUCUCUGAAUGAUCCUUCCAGUAAGGUGAAAGUUCUUUUUGCAUCCACAAAAGCAUGUUCUGAAGGAAUAAAUCUGAGUGGGGCAUCAAGAGUUGUUUUGUUAGACGUUGUUUGGAAUCCUUCAGUUGAAAGGCAAGCAAUAAGCAGAGCAUAUAGGCUUGGCCAAAAGAAUCUUGUCUAUGUUUAUCAUUUGAUAACCUCUGGGACCUUGGAGGUUGAAAAGUAUGCUCAACAGGCUAACAAAGAUCGCUUGUCUGAAUUGGUAUUUUCUUCUCGAGAUAGGCAAAGUAACAAGUCCAGAAUUUCAUCCGUUUUUGAAGACAAAAUCUUGGAAGGAAUGCUUGACAACAAAAUGCUGAAUGAUAUCUUUGAGAAUAUUAUUCACCAGCCAAAGGAAUCAAAUGUAUUUGCAAACUUCAAUUAUGUUGAGCACAAGCAUUAGCCAAAAGACCUUUUGCUGCUAUAUCUCUCAUCAAUUGUUGAUACUGUAGCAUUUUGUUUAGGAGCUCCAGUGACCUUUGUUCUGGCAACUUUUGAAACUUGCUGCACUUUGUUAUAGAGUCUACUGAUAUGUUUUAAACUGU